Onthophagus taurus is the source of this 6495-nucleotide messenger RNA. RefSeq names its product Thyroid adenoma-associated protein homolog (gene THADA). Gene Ontology annotation, biological process: tRNA methylation. The record is from RefSeq and is a predicted model, not a curated record. Gene Ontology annotation, cellular component: cytosol. NCBI's taxonomy places the organism in Eukaryota, Metazoa, Arthropoda, Insecta, Coleoptera, Scarabaeidae.
AUCACUAAAAAGAAUGAAUUUUUUAGGUUAUGUCCGUUUCUAAAGCCAACCCACAUUUAAAACCGCACACAAUGCACAUAACCGCGUCGCAAAUAAACGUUUUGGACGAUUUAAAUUCUAGGUGAGAUUCAAUUUUAGGUGCAGAGCACAAAUGUUAGGGAUUCUCGUCGUCGUUUAGUCGAUUAAAUGAAACCAAAAAGGGGUCCCGGGGGUGAUGGCGCCAAUUCGCCCCCGAUUUAUAUCCCCAACACUUUCGAAUCGAAAGAUGUUCGCUUACAAGAGACCAUCCAAGAGUUACGUAAAAGUACUAAAAUUGAAAGCUUACAACAAGUGCUCAAAGAAUUACCUUUAGAUGAUUUAAAACCAGCUGAUGUCUAUUUAGCGGCUUGCCUCUUAACCUACUUAUUUUUAACAGUUGAUUCAAAGCAUCCAAUAAGGAAAACGAUAUCUCGAAUGCUUUCAACACAGCUUAAUGUGGAAUUAGUGAAAAUUGCGAUGAGUUGGAACAUCAAUACUCUAAUGGUGGCUUGUAUUAAAGAUACGGAUAGUUGUCAAAAGCAUAAUGAGUUGGUUUUGGGACUUCAGCAUUGUUUUGCUAAUUUCCCUUUGGGUAUUGAAGCAAUUUCUCAUACAAUUAAAACAGUUACUGGGUUUAUGAUUGAUUAUUUUUCAAAAUUGGUGUUAAGAUUAAGUGAUAAAUCAAAAAGAUUUGAAACACAAAACUAUAUAAACAAUGUAACAAAAUUAUUAGUUGCUAUUUUACAACAAUGCCAAUUAAGUGAUGAUUUACCAAAUUAUUGUAAAACUUUAAUGUUGAGUUCUUACGAAGUGAUCAAAGAUGAUUAUAUUAAUUUUGAUACAAAAUCUAAUUGUGGUGUUUUAAUGGUUAUUGGAGUCAUACAUAUCCCAGAAAAAACUUCUGAUGGAAUUGAGACAACAAAUCCUUGUCUGAGCUUCUUAAAACCUGAAAAUGACGUGACCAGUGCCUUCAAUUCGAAAAAGCUCCCAAAAAAUCAUACAACUAACCUAUAUUUUUAUUCGGGAAUUUUAAAUGUAUUGCCCCAAAGUAUUUUGUGUGAAGAGACUAUUGAUGGGGUGCCGGUGAUUUCGUUUAUGUUUGGGGAAUUAUUGGAUACGGCGAAACGAUGUACAGGAAAAUCGACUCAAAUUUUAGAAGUGAGUCGUUCGUUAAUUUUGAUUUCAAAGGUGAUUAACACGAUACCACUCGGAUACAUCGAGCCGAUGUUUAGCGAAGCUUUGGAGUACGUUUGGACCCAUCUGGAUCAUUAUAUUGAUACUGUCAGGCAAUCAGCUCGGACGAUUUUUGAAAAUUUGAUUCGAUUAGCUCAUGAACAUUAUAAGAAAGGUUACCAAACACUACUAAAACUAAUCUUAACCAACAUGAUCGAUCUUCUCGUCAACAGAUGCACCCAUUACGUCACGUUAACAAUUUUGAGCACAGAAACUGGAUGUUCGUUUCUUCUCGAACAAUUCUCCCAUUUACCAUUCAUCCUUCUGAUCAACAUGCAAAAUUCGGCUGUCGCACCCCAAAUCUGUAACACAUACGAAAUUUUAAUGGCCCAACACAAAUCGGAAGAACGCGAUGUAGAUAAGUGGUUAGAAUUAUGGGUGGAUUUAAUAAAACCUCUUCUAACGAAAGCUAAAGGUGUUUUAGUAACUUUUUAUCAAAGAUUAUUAGUUUCUGCUUAUAAAAUUGAACCGAUGGUUUUAAAAUCGAUAAUGCAUUACCAAUGGUACAGCGGUUCAAACGAAUUGGGUGCUUUAUUGAGGUGUUUGAGGACUUCGCGACAAAAUGGUUUAAAAAUACCGAAUACUUUAUUUAAUAAUUCUCAGGAGAAAAUUGAUAAGAAAUAUUGGAGAAAUAUCGUUGAAUACGAAUUUUUAGAGUUGAUGAUGGUUCAUCAAAACGAUGAAAUUCGAAUUCACGUUUUAGGAUUAAUCGUUGAAAGUCAAAAAAGUCGCGAGGUGUUCUCGUUAUGGGAGUUGGCGUUUUUGAAGAAAUUUUUUCAUUAUAACGUAACUACUCAAAGCCCAAGUAUUCGCCAGCAAUUGAUUGGUUUGUACAAAAAAGUUUUUAUCAGAAUUCGAGAUACCCUUUCAGUUCUAAACCGAAAUUUAAACAACUUAACAACAAAAAUCGAAAAUUUCAAUCGAAACGAAAACACCACCGACGUUGAUUUGAAUGAAAAUCGGAAGAUGAAUUUUUUGAAAGAAUUGGAAAUUUUAAAAGAACAAGAUGUUGAUACACGGCAGUUUUUUAUGUUGAUGUUUCAAAAGUAUUUAUGUCCAGGAUUUCAAACCGGGUUUAAUUACCAAAGAAGAUCGGUUUGUUUAGAAUUGGUGCUGUUUGUGAUCACUGAGAAAUGCGUUGAGGAGGAGGAAAUUAGAAAACUGUGGAAACCGGAAUUUACGCAAUUUUUAAUCGAGCUUUUAGAGGACUCGUAUGAGACGAAUAUAAAAAUGGCGUUUUUGAUUUUGAAGAAGAUGGAGUUUCCCAUUAAGGAACAUUUUAAUAAAAAAUCUGGUUUGUUAUUUUUAAGACAAACAAUACAAAACGCGUCCAGUUUAAAGCCUGAUAAAGUGACAGCCGCCGGAUAUAUGUUACAAUUGUACCUGAUGGUUCCGUUUGCAAAAGAAACUUUGAUCGAGUUGUACCGCCGACCGGAAACGGAAGAUUUAUACGCGAUGGCGAUGAAGGUGUUUUUGAAUCGAGCGAGUAUGGCGACUAGUUUAGCAAAAACCGAUUUAUUUAGAUCGGUGAGAGAUGAAGCAUUUUAUGGGGAUUUAAUGUGUGUGAGGAAUAUUUUAGAGAAUAAUGACUUAAGCAACUGUAAACAAUGGACAUCUCUCGCUCACCAAAUCGUCGAAACUUGCCGAAAAAUAGGCGAAGUUGUUGCACCAAUCGUAAAUAACAAUUCCCCAGAAGGUUACAUCCCUAAUAAACCUCAAGAUAAUCACCAAAAAGCCGAAAAUAACCAAGACCAACAAGCAAAACGCAAAAAACCUUCCCCUCAACAAAACGUUUCCCCCCAAAUGAUCCUCGUCUACGCUUGGCGAUCCAUCAAAGAAGUCUCGCUACUUUUAGGCGAACUUACAUUAAGAGCUCCCUUAAUCGACCCAAUUACCAAUGAAGAAGUUCUUUCAGACGAACUUUUAUUAAAAAUUGAAGAUUAUUUUAUUCAAGUUUUUAGAGAAACCAAACAUCGAGGUGCUUACGAACAAGCUUCGGUGGGGUUCUCAAGAUUUUGUGAAUUUUUAUGGCGACAACCAUCGUGGUCGCCAUAUUCUAAUUGGCCUAAGAAGUAUUUGGAUGAUAUUUUCGUUGUUUUAAGAGGGGAAGAUCAAUUAGUUUUACACAAACUAUGCCCGAAUAGGAGAAGCGCGGGACUUCCAUUUAUGGUUGUUGAUAUUUUAGUCACUGAACCGAAAGGUUCUAACAAUGAGACGUUUCAUUAUUGUAUAAAAACACUUUUAAAAAUAACUCGCGAUGAAAAUGAAGAAAAAUUUGAAUUGAACGAGAAAAGUGAGGAAUCCUCAUUAAUACCUACAUCAUCUUCUUUAUCAAAAAUCCACGCGAUGAACAUUUUAAAAUCGUUAUAUCGACACCAUCUUUUGGGAGAAAUUGUAACAACUUACAUUGCGGAAGGAGUUCAAGUCGCGUUGAAAGCGUUUGGUAGCGAUAAAUGGGGGGUAAGAAAUUCGGCGUUUAUUUUAAUAGCGUCGUUAAUGCAAAGGAUUUUUGGUGUACAAAGGAGUAAAGAGUUGGAGAUUAAUCAUAAAAAUAAAAUGUCGACGAAAGUGUUUUUUAUGCGAUACCCCGAGCUGUACGAGUGCUUUUUGGGUUAUUUAAAAGAUGGAACUGUUAAUAAUCGAAACGUGACUGUGUUACAUCCGGUUCUAUUGAUUUUAGAACGUCUAUAUCCGUGUAAUACUGAAGAAGAAACUCAGUUGGGGAAAUACAUUGAAUAUGUGACAAAAUGUUUGCAAAGUCCUGUUUAUAACAUCCGGGAGUUGGCGGCUCAAGCUUCAGCUUCGUUAAUCCCGAACUUGGAAGUAGUGGAUUAUGUGAAGAAGUUGCUGAUAAAACUUUCGGAUGUGACAUUAAGCGAUAAUUAUUGUCAAGGAACGAUUUCUCAAAUAAUUUGUUUGUUGAGAUCGUUGAAUAAAGGUCAUAGUCAAUUAAACGUUCCAGAGAUAAUCGAGGGAACGUUUUGGAUACCGAUAUCCGCUGGAAGAUUAACAAGUCAUUUCACAGUUGCAAAUUAUUAUGACAUGCUGACCUUAUUAACAACGGUCUUCAUAAAAAACUGUCAAGGAGCCCACAUCUUCACCCAAUUCGUAAAAAUCCUUAUUUACCAAUCAAUAACCGAAAAUAACCCCGACAAUUUAAACAACCAUCGUCAUUCGACAGCCAGAAAAAAAUUAUCAGUAGCCCGAUUAAAUUUACAUGCACAUAUCGUUCAAAACCUAUACAUUUCCGACCACUACUUCAAAUCGUUAUACUUAAAAGAAUUGAUUUUAAGCGGUCUGACCAGUUCAAAAGAAGAAAUCGUCGAAUACUGUUUUAAUUACAUAGGUUAUUUAUAUUUUGAUCACCCAAAAUACUUUUUGAACAGUCUUUACGAAACGGAAACGAUCGAAAUCGCCGAACGUGAAAAGAAUUUAAUAAAACUCAUGGAUUUAGGACUGAAAGAAUACGUUUUAGAAAGUUUUCAUAAAAGUUUUCAUUUUUUCUAUGCAAAAAUUAAACGGAGAAUGUUAAAAAACCACGAUUUGGUACGAAGUAUGUUGUUAGCGCUACAAAAUUAUCCGUGUUUAAUGGAAAAAUUGAAACGAACUCGGGCGGAAGUUUUGGAAUUUUUAUUGGGGUUUUGCGAUUUGGAGGAAAAGGUGGAGUUAUUUACACCCGCUUUGGGGUGCGUUUCGAAUUUUUUGGCUAAUUUGAGUUUGGACGAAUUGAAAAGUUUGAAUUUAUCAAUGGUGUACAAAUGUUUGGCUUACGGAGUUUCAGAAACAAGUCCGAGUCACUUAAAGAUUGCGGUUGCAAGAUUUUUCGUUGCUAAUCGACGAAUAUUUAUGGAGAAAGAGUUUUUUAGGAAUAAUUACGAUGUGAUACAUUUAUGGGAGAUGGUGAUGUUUCUGUUAGAUGAUGAUGAUGAGGAUGUUAGAAAUGCAAUGAGUGAAUUAGCUCCUAAAGUACAUGGUUUGAGAGACACUUCAGGGUCGCAACAAAUCUAUUUAAGGUUCGAUUCCGACCUGCCAAUAAUCUCGGAAAAAGCCAAAGAUGAAAUUUUGGAAUGUUGCACCAACAUUCUCCCCCCAAAAAUUUCCAUUCCCCUCUUUAUUUCUUGGAUUUUAUCCAAUUCCCGACAACAAAGUCACCAAUUAUUAUUCACCAACAAAAUCCAUACAAAUCUUCAACAAUUAAAUCUUCAACCCAAUAAUCACCAACAACAAAAUUAUUUUCCUUCAAAUCUCCAUCAAAACUUAUUCCAAACCGGAUUUUUUCCAUCCAGUCAACCAACCCCAAACCAAAUCAAAACCAAAGAACUCCUCGUUUUUAGCCCUAACCCCACUACAAAUUGUUCUUCGUCUAAUGGCUACAACGAACCUCAUCAGUUUCAAAAAAUGACUUUAAAUCAUUUCAAAAAAUUAUUAUGGCGAUUGGAAGAUGGUUUGAACUACGAAGAUAGAACGAUUUUUAUCGAGGAACACGUCCAAAUGGUCGCUACAGUCCUCUAUAACAUUUUAUACCACCAUUUACCACCAACAGUGAAUCCAAGCGCUCGAGUAACAUUACUUUGUGUUGUUAAAAAAGUGAAGGAAUUUGCUGAAAAAGCAGGAAUUAAUUGUAAAAAUGCGGGCGGUGGCGGGUUCAUGGGGGAUAUGAGGAGUGUUAUUUUGAAGGAGUUCGCGAAUUUGGGGGCGAAGGGUGGAGGUGGGUCGAAUGGGGUGGGGUGGCUGCAAGAAAUUGCAAUGGGGAUUUUUAAUUUGGAAUGAGAAAAAAGUAAUUAAUAAAAAGUGUGAAACUGAAAAUGAUAAGAUAAUGAUUUAAAAAUGACAAAGUUAUAAGUUGCAAUGAAAAUCGAGGACAGAUAAUUAAUUAAUAAAAAAAGACAGAAGAAGAAUUGGACCAAAUAAAUUAGAAAAAAAAAUCAGAGUUAAGAUUAAAAUGAAAUUUGUAAGAAGGAACAUCAACAAAUUGGAGACGAGACUAAUAAUAACGACUUUGUAAAAGCUUCCGAGGAAUAAUCAUAAAAAAUGAGGUAGAAAAUGAGAUUAAUUGAUAUAAAAUGAUCUGGGAUGGAGUAUUUGGGGAAAAUUUGUUUGAUGGAGAAUGAAAUUAUAAAAAUGAAAGGAAAAUUGGGAAAAGUAAGUAAAGGAGACAGCAAAGAAAUGGUGUUGUUGAGUUGAUAUUUUGUAUUUUUUUGAAGAAUUGUGUGGAUUUAUAAAUAUAUAUGUUUGAAAAAAAAA